Messenger RNA from Rhipicephalus sanguineus (brown dog tick), 1647 nucleotides. RefSeq names its product ATP synthase subunit C lysine N-methyltransferase. The record is from RefSeq and is a predicted model, not a curated record. Gene Ontology annotation, biological process: peptidyl-lysine trimethylation; regulation of mitochondrial ATP synthesis coupled proton transport; positive regulation of proton-transporting ATP synthase activity, rotational mechanism. Bases 129 to 731 code for a protein of 200 amino acids. Lineage: Eukaryota; Metazoa; Arthropoda; Arachnida; Ixodida; Ixodidae. Gene Ontology annotation, cellular component: mitochondrion. Gene Ontology annotation, molecular function: protein-lysine N-methyltransferase activity. The transcript has a single exon.
CCACGCGGCGGGCAUCUAUAAAGUCAAGGAGGCAUUGGUAGGGCCGGUAGGGCCAACGUUGGUAGGGCCGGCCAUUUCGUGGCUCUUUUUCUUUUCGAGGAUCUGGCAACCCUGGCGGCCGUGCGUGCAUGGACCCACCGGCGAAGCGUAAGUGGCGUAAGCUGCUCGGGAAGGUGGCAAUCGCAGUUACUGGAUGCAGCGCCGUGGGCAUCCUCGCAGUCGCUGUGCCUUUUUUGUCGCCUGCUUUGCGCAAAAUCUGCCUGCCGUACGUGCCGGCGACCGAUGCACAAGUGCGCAACGUGGCGUCUCUGCUGCAGCGACGGCCCCGAUGCUCGGCCGUGGUCGACCUGGGUAGCGGCGACGGCCGCAUCGUCCUCGCGGCCGCCAGGCUGGGCUUCGCGCGUUGCGUCGGUGUGGAGCUCAACCCGUGGCUCGUUGCCUACUCGAGGCUGCGAGCGCUGCGAACAACGAGCGCGCGCUUUGUGCGAGCCGACCUGUGGCACUUGGACCUGACACCGUUCGACAACGUGGUAAUCUUCGGCGUCCAGCAGAUGAUGACCCCGCUGGAACGAAAGCUUGUGCAUCAGCUCAAGCCUGGAAGCUGGGUGUUGGCAUGCAGAUUUCCCCUGCCCACGCUCCAACCAGACGAAACUUACGGCACUGGUGUUGACGCGGUCUGGCUUUACCGCAUAAAGGGCUCGGGCGUAGCACAUCUCGUCGACAGAUUGUAGUACUUGGCCAUCGCUCUGGAAUCCGCUGCGGAGCGGCCCGUCGGCCAGAAUAUAUAUAUCUUUUUUUCAGGGGAGGGGGAACCGACUCCCCGUGAUGUAUGUGCGUGUUUUAGUGUGUGCCCAUACAACAUGUAAAAAUGUUGGGAAGGUUUGAAUCCCCCGGGUUAUGCUACUGACUUGAUCACAAAUUACGCCCAUGCACCCUGCUAAUGCCGAAAGAGACGAUAAUUGGCGCCUGGUUACUUCUCUAAACAAAACACAGUUGUCAGCUAACAAAGGAACCUGUGCUGUGCGUUAACCACAAAAUAAAAGAAGUUGCUCCCCUCUGGAAGACCAGAAGUGUUGUUCUUCCACUUGAAUUUAGAAGGCUAGCUAGCUGGUGUUUCAUGAUGAACGAAGGUAAAGCGCGAACAAAAAUAUAUUUCUUGAGUAAGUGAGCUCGUCUUUUUUUUUUUUUUUUUUGGCCGACCUAUGGUCACAAGCGCGAAAUCUCAGUUGCCAUGGAUUUCCAGCUGAACGUUGUUAUGGUUACGUUGUGUCGUGACUCACACGUGUAAAAUGUCAUGUUGCCAUCGAGUGCCAGCAAAAGGCUGUAAUGGUUAUCAUGUUCUAUGUCACAAGUGCAAAACAAUAUGUUGACACAGAGUGCCCCAAAAUAUUGUAUUCCCCACCGUGGAAAAGCUUUCUUAUUUGCGCUUGAAAGCCUGUGUGGAAAUGCUUUUGUUGUCGGAUGUAAUGAUUAAUUUGAAAAAAUGUAAAGUGAUGUGUGAAUUAGACAACACUGAUUUGUUAAUGAAGCUUCUGGAAAAUCCUGAUUUAGAGCAACAAGAACUUUUGGUCUUCUUGUUUGCGAUGUGCCUUCUUGUGCUGUAAAAUAUAAUUGCCUUUUGCUUUCGUGCUCUUUCGUAUCACGCCU